UAUUUGCAAAAUGGUAGAGGACUUUCCUGUAUAUGGAAAAAAAAUUGUUAUUCAUGUAGUUAUAGUAUCACUGUCAGUUAUUCUUCAAUAAUUUAUUAAAAAUUAACUCAAAGUUGGAUCAAAUACGAGUAAUAUUGCAUCGCAAAACGUUAAUUAGAUUAUAUUGUUCACUAUAACAUUAAAGCGGCCACUGCGACACUCAAUAUAUGAGCAUCGCGAGCGCCGCUCUAUUGCAUCGGCUGUGAGCUCUCUCUCCGCGCAGGAACUUCGUGAUGUGUCCAUUUUUGGUAAAAGUUUGCUCAGAGGUCACAAUUUUCGCAUGAAUAUGACGCGCUAAAAUCAGAGUUACCUGUUGCUAACUUAAGUGUCUUGUGUUCACUGAACCCUCUCAUCGAGGAAGAUGCACUUAUUCGACUUGGCGGGUGACUCGUCAAUUCCGCUUUAAAUUAUGACGAGCGUCAUUCGAUAAUCCUGCCGGCAUCAUAUAUCGGAUCUCUUAAUUACUUGUGUGCAUACGCUUACUUUGCAUGGAGGAGUCCAAUUAAUGCUACGUGUGCUCCGCUAACAUUAUUGGAUUAUAUUAUUCGCUCGUAAUCUCUCGUAAAAUCUUAGGUACAUCGCUGCAUAACCUGCGUUCGGCAAUCCGCGAAUACGGUGCAUCAAUUUAUGAGCAACCUACCCAACGCCUGCGUCAUCAAUUUAAUUGCUUAUGUCGGACGAAGCCGUAAAGCCAUAUUCCCGUCUGCUUCCACACCCGUACAGGCAAAACCGGCAAAAAGAGAUUGUGUUCGCUAUCUCCGUCAAGCGCUCUUGACACCGACCUCGCCUUCCCGUCUGAUUCCAACGACCGGCCAAGGAGUUCAUGUGUUCGCGAACCCCAUCGAGCAUUCUCAGUACCGAUUGUAUCAUAUCUCGAACUGCAAGUACACGUGCCAGUAUGUUCGUUGCGCUCGGUCGAACGUUGUCGACACUUGCAUACAUCGCGUCAGCGACAAACGAGUCGCCCGAUAUAGCGCCGCGUGCUAAGGGCCGUGGCACACAGAAAAACGUAAAUAGUAAGCAAAUUGACCAAUCACAAUCGUUGAUUUUUGGACCGUAAGAAGAAUCAAUGACUGUGAUUGGUCAAUUUGCUUACUGCUUACGUCUUACUGCUUAUAUU
This is a messenger RNA of Odontomachus brunneus, 1159 nucleotides long. RefSeq lists its product as uncharacterized. The coding region runs from base 667 to 1026 and encodes 119 amino acids. The record is from RefSeq and is a predicted model, not a curated record. NCBI's taxonomy places the organism in Eukaryota, Metazoa, Arthropoda, Insecta, Hymenoptera, Formicidae. The transcript has 2 exons.